CUCAUUUGCAACAUGGCCGACAAGCUCGCAACACCGUUUGAGCACCGCGACCCGUCCAGCACGGUCAACGAAGACGCGUACGUUGCGAUUCGCAAGUCGCCCAAGGACGAUGGAACUGGCCUCAACGAACCCCGUGCGAGUACAUCAUGGCGCGCGUCCCGCCGCAGCACGUCGCGUGUCCGCCUCAGUCGUCUCGAGAGCAUGAUGCACGAAGAGCACGCCGCGGCCUUGAUCCCGAUGCCGAUUCUGUACGUGACGAUCGCGGUCGCGCUCAUGGGGUCGUUCCAAUUCGGCUGGCUCCUCUCGCAGCUCAACUACCGUCCGUUCAACGUCGACUGCGCGAAGAACCCGAUCCCGGACAAGGCGUGCAUCAUGUUUCCCGGCCACUCGGGCAACGAGUGGACGAUGGCCGUCACGGCGUGGAUCGUCGGUGGUGCGAUCGGCGCCAUGACCAGCGGGUACCCCGCCGACAAGUUUGGUCGCCAGCGCACGCUCUUUUUGAUUGCCAUCACGAUGAUCAUCGGUGGUGUCCUCGAGACGGUCUCGAGCGAGAUCUACCUCUUCUCGUUUGGCCGCGUCGUCUCGGGUAUCGCGUCCGGCGCCGCCAUCAACGUCUCCAACGUGCUCAUUUCCGAGAUCUCGCCCACGCAGAUGCGCGGCAUGUUCUCGACCGGGCUUCAGGUCGGCGUCGCGUUCGGGUCGUUGGCCGUGACCACGGUCCACUACUUUGUCGGGUACGGCAGCGGCUGGCGCAUCCUUGUCGGGUUCCCGAUCGUGCUGGGCAUUGCGCAGAUCCUCCUGAUCCCGCUCACGACGAAAAGCCCGGUGUGGCUCGUCACGCACGGCCAGAACGACUUGGCGCUCAAGGAGCUCAAGCGCUUGUAUCGCCCGUGCAACACGGAGGCGAUUUUGAACGCGAUGAUUGCGGCCCACGAAGAAGAAGUCAAGGAGACCGAGGGCGUCAACGCGUGGGCGGCGCUCUUCUCCAAAAAAUACCGCAAGCAGCUCAUCAUUGGCAUGGUGCUCUGCUCGGCGCAGCAGCUCUGCGGUAUCAACGCCGUCAUGUACUACUCGUCGUCCAUCUUCUUCAGCGCCGGCGUGACCGACCCGCGCGUCGGCAACACGAUCGUCAACGUCGUGCGCACGACCAUGAUCUUGGUGGCCGCGCGCAUCAUGGACAAGUUCAAGCGCCGCACUUUGCUGCUCAGCUUCAUGACGCUCAUGGCGAUCGCGUCCGUGGGCAUCAUCAUCUCGCUCUUGGUGUCGAGUCCGAUCCUCUCGGUGCUCGCGACCGGUCUCUACGUCGGCGCGUUCUGUCUCUCAAUCGGCCCGAUGGCGUGGAUGGUCACGGGCGAAAUCUUCCCCGACUUUCUUCACGCCAACUCGGGCGCGAUUGGCACCAUGUGCACGUGGGUCGGCAACUUCCUCGUCGGCGUCUUCUACCCGACGAUCUCCAAGGACAACAGCCUCGGCAACUACGCGUUCUUCAUCUUCGUCGCCUUCCUCAUCGCGUACGUCAUCUUUAUCUACUUCGUCGUGCCCGAGACGGCGCACAAGACGUUCGACGAGAUCCAAAAGGAGUUUGACAUCGAGCCGACGCACAAGGACGUCGACGACGAAGAGGCGCCCAAGCAAGACCCGUGGGCCUCGUAAGCUGUGCUUGCUAGAAUAUGUUAUCAACACGACUCUACCUAUUUCCAAGAGUGACGUGUCAAGGGAUAUAUAUUUUACGG
This is a messenger RNA of Saprolegnia diclina VS20, 1733 nucleotides long. RefSeq lists its product as hypothetical. The record is from RefSeq and is a predicted model, not a curated record. Gene Ontology annotation, biological process: monosaccharide transmembrane transport. The coding region runs from base 13 to 1653 and encodes 546 amino acids. Lineage: Eukaryota; Oomycota; Saprolegniomycetes; Saprolegniales; Saprolegniaceae. Gene Ontology annotation, cellular component: membrane. Gene Ontology annotation, molecular function: hexose transmembrane transporter activity. The transcript has a single exon.